Molecule: messenger RNA, 297 nt
Organism: Lichtheimia ornata
Lineage: Eukaryota; Fungi; Mucoromycota; Mucoromycetes; Mucorales; Lichtheimiaceae
Exons: 3
Coding region: 1-297 (98 amino acids)
Source: RefSeq, a predicted model, not a curated record
AUGUCACACAAGCGUUUCUGGAUUGAUUACGAACGAUUUACGCUCUCGACCUGCGACCAUUUGGACUUUGGCGGACUUCGACCUCAACGCAACCCCAUCAGCAGCCUCGUUGGCAUCAACAUUAUUUCGUCACAUUGCAACGGAGAUAAUGAAGGAUGGUGCCAAAGCAACGUUACUGAAAUCCAAGGACCUCAACACCUUACUGACGGAGCUCGCGAGCACAUAUCGUCACAAAUCAAACAUAUCAAUGACAAUCUACAUCACACCUUAUACGCGAUCUUAUAUAAUCAUACAUAG